GGCGGGCAGUGGGGCUUCAGGAGCCUGGGCCGCGCGUUCCUCCCUGCCUGCGCCGGCCGCAGUCACCUGUGUGUCUCUUGUGUUUGAACUUCAGGAUGGCUCGUUUUGGGGAGGCAGCCGUCGGCAGGCCUGGCUCCGGCGAGGGAGACUCCGACCAGAGCAGGAACCGGCCAGAAACGCCUGUGCCAGCCUCGGGUUCUGCGGCCGCCUACAAGCAGUCGAAAGCGCAGAGGGCGCGCACUAUGGCCCUGUACAACCCGAUCCCCGUCCGUCAAAACUGCUUCACGGUGAACAGAUCCCUGUUUAUCUUUGGCGAGGACAACGUUGUCAGGAAGUACGCCAAGAAGCUCAUCGACUGGCCGCCGUUUGAGUACAUGAUCCUGGCCACCAUCAUUGCCAACUGCAUCGUCUUGGCUCUGGAACAGCACUUGCCUGAGGAUGACAAGACCCCAAUGUCCCGCAGACUGGAGAAGACCGAGCCCUACUUCAUUGGCAUCUUCUGCUUUGAGGCUGGGAUCAAGAUUGUGGCCCUGGGGUUCAUCUUCCACAAGGGCUCCUACCUCCGCAAUGGCUGGAAUGUCAUGGAUUUCAUCGUGGUCCUCAGCGGCAUCCUGGCCACGGCGGGCACCCAUUUCAACACUCAUGUGGACCUGAGGACGCUGCGUGCUGUGCGUGUACUGCGGCCCUUGAAGCUGGUGUCCGGUAUCCCCAGCCUGCAGAUUGUGCUGAAGUCCAUCAUGAAGGCCAUGGUGCCCCUGCUGCAGAUUGGCCUUCUGCUCUUCUUCGCCAUCCUCAUGUUCGCCAUUAUUGGCCUGGAGUUCUACAGUGGGAAGCUGCACCGCGCCUGCUUCGUAAACAAUUCAGGUGUUCUGGAAGGAUUCGACCCCCCUCACCCAUGUGGCGUGCAGGGCUGCCCGGCUGGUUACGAGUGCAAGGACUGGAUCGGCCCCAACGACGGAAUCACACAGUUCGACAACAUCCUCUUUGCGGUGCUCACCGUUUUCCAGUGCAUCACCAUGGAGGGCUGGACCACCGUGCUGUACAACACCAACGAUGCCUUAGGAGCUACCUGGAACUGGCUGUACUUCAUCCCUCUCAUCAUCAUCGGAUCCUUCUUUGUGCUCAACCUGGUCCUUGGAGUGCUCUCUGGGGAGUUUGCCAAGGAGAGAGAGAGGGUGGAGAACCGCAGAGCCUUCAUGAAGUUGCGGCGGCAGCAGCAGAUUGAGCGUGAGCUGAAUGGCUACCGGGCCUGGAUAGACAAAGCAGAGGAAGUCAUGCUUGCUGAAGAAAACAAAAACUCAGGGACGUCGGCCUUAGAAGUGCUUCGCAGGGCAACCAUCAAGCGGAGUCGCACAGAGGCCAUGACUCGGGACUCCAGCGACGAGCACUGUGUGGAUAUUUCCUCUGUGGGCACCCCUCUUGCCCGAGCCAGCAUCAAGAAUGCGAAGGUGGAUGGGGCCUCCUAUUUCCGGCACAAGGAAAGGCUCCUGCGUAUCUCUGUGCGCCACGCUGUUAAGUCCCAGGUGUUCUACUGGAUUGUGCUAAGCCUCGUGGCCCUCAACACAGCCUGUGUAGCCAUCGUCCACCACAACCAGCCCCAGUGGCUCACCCACCUCCUCUACUAUGCAGAGUUCCUGUUCCUGGGGCUCUUCCUCCUGGAGAUGUCUCUGAAGAUGUAUGGCAUGGGCCCCCGCCUCUACUUCCACUCCUCCUUCAACUGCUUCGACUUUGGGGUCACAGUUGGCAGCAUCUUUGAAGUGGUCUGGGCAAUCUUCAGGCCAGGCACAUCUUUUGGAAUCAGCGUCUUGAGAGCUCUCCGGCUUCUGAGAAUAUUUAAAAUAACAAAGUACUGGGCUUCUCUACGGAAUCUUGUGGUCUCCCUGAUGAGCUCCAUGAAGUCCAUUAUCAGUCUGCUCUUUCUCCUCUUCCUAUUCAUCGUGGUCUUCGCCCUUCUUGGUAUGCAGCUGUUUGGCGGCAGGUUUAAUUUCAACGAUGGGACACCUUCAGCAAACUUUGACACUUUUCCUGCCGCCAUCAUGACUGUAUUCCAGAUCCUGACCGGAGAGGACUGGAAUGAGGUGAUGUACAACGGCAUCCGCUCGCAAGGUGGUGUCAGCUCGGGCAUGUGGUCAGCAGUCUACUUCAUUGUACUCACCUUGUUUGGAAACUACACACUGUUGAAUGUGUUCUUGGCCAUCGCUGUGGACAAUCUAGCCAAUGCCCAGGAAUUGACGAAGGAUGAGCAGGAAGAAGAGGAGGCCUUCAACCAAAAGCAUGCCCUGCAGAAGGCCAAGGAGGUCAGCCCGAUGUCCGCACCCAAUGUGCCCUCCAUUGAAAGAGACAGGAGGAGAAGACACCACAUGUCGAUGUGGGAGCCACGCAGCAGCCACCUGAGGGAGCGGCGGCGGCGGCACCAUAUGUCUGUGUGGGAGCAGCGCACAAGCCAGCUGCGGAGACACAUGCAGAUGUCCAGCCAGGAGGCUCUCAACAAGGACGAGGCCCCCCCAAUGAACCCCCUCAACCCACUCAACCCCCUGAGUCCCCUCAACCCACUCAAUGCCCACCCCAGUCUCUACAGGAGACCACGGCCCAUCGAGGGCCUGGCCUUGGGCCUGGGCUUGGACAAGUGUGAGGAGGAGCGUGCCAACCGUGGCGGGUCCCUCAAGGGGGUCCUGGACAGCCAGAGGAGCCCCUUGUCCCUGGGCAGACGGGAGCCACCAUGGCUGGCCAGGCCCUGUCAUGGGAACUGUGAGCCAGCCCCACAGGAGACAACUGGUGGGGAAACUGUGGUCACCUUUGAGGACCAGGCCAGGCACAGGCAGAGCCAGAGGCGUAGCCGGCACCGUCGAGUCCGGACAGAAGCCAAGGAGUCUUCCUCAGCCUCGCGGAGCAGGUCGGCCAGCCAGGAGCGGAACUUAGACGAGGGGACGUUGACUGCAGCCGAGAGGGGCCAAGAGGCCCAGGGCAGCCUUGGCAAGGAGCCAAUGAUCCACGAAGAAGAGCAAGCUCAGGAUUCACGCAGGACAGGCUCGGGGCUGGCCGGAACCCUUGAGGGGGCAGACACAGCUCUGACCCCACCCCUGCCUGAGCUGGAUGAGGGCCAGGAUGCAACAUCUACUGAGCAGCAGCUGAGAGCCAGCCAGGAGCCCUCGCUGCAGGGACACGUGCAGCUGGAUGUGGGCAGGGCCAUCAGCCAGAGUGAGCCUGACCUCUCCUGCACAGCCACCACAGAAAAGGUCGCCACUGAGAGCAGUGAUGUCACUGUGGCCAUCCCUGACGCAGAACCCCUGGUGGAUUCUACAGUUGUGCACAUCAGCAACAAGACGGAUGGAGAAGCUAGUCCUCUGAAGGAGGCUGAAAGCAAGGAGGCCGAGCAGGAGACAGAGAAAACGAAGAAGAAGGAGAGGCCAGCGGGUGGCAAAGCCAUGGUGCCCCACAGUUCCAUGUUCAUCUUCAGCACCAGCAAUCCGAUCCGGAGAGCCUGCCACUACAUUGUGAACCUGCGCUACUUUGAGAUGUGCAUCCUGCUGGUGAUUGCGGCCAGCAGUAUCGCCCUGGCAGCCGAGGACCCCGUGCUGACCAACUCGGAGCGCAACAGAGUCCUGCGCUAUUUUGACUAUGUGUUCACUGGCGUGUUUACCUUUGAGAUGGUCAUAAAGAUGAUAGACCAGGGCUUGAUCCUGCAGGACGGCUCCUACUUCCGAGACCUGUGGAACAUCCUGGACUUUGUGGUAGUGGUCGGUGCCUUGGUGGCCUUUGCCCUGGCGAAUGCUCUGGGGACCAACAAGGGGCGUGACAUCAAGACCAUUAAGUCACUACGAGUGCUACGUGUGUUGCGGCCACUGAAGACCAUCAAGCGCCUGCCCAAGCUCAAGGCCGUGUUUGACUGUGUGGUGACCUCCCUAAAGAACGUCUUCAACAUCCUCAUCGUGUACAAGCUCUUCAUGUUCAUCUUCGCCGUGAUUGCCGUGCAACUCUUCAAGGGAAAGUUCUUCUACUGCACAGACAGCUCCAAGGACACGGAGAAGGAGUGCAUAGGAAACUAUGUGGAUCAUGAGAAAAAUAAGAUGGAGGUAAAGGGCCGGGAAUGGAAGCGCCACGAGUUCCACUAUGACAACAUCAUCUGGGCUCUGCUGACCCUCUUCACUGUCUCUACGGGGGAAGGAUGGCCUCAGGUUCUACAGCAUUCUGUGGAUGUGACUGAGGAAGACCGAGGCCCAAGCCGCAGCAACCGCAUGGAGAUGUCCAUUUUCUACGUGGUGUACUUCGUAGUCUUCCCAUUCUUUUUUGUUAACAUCUUUGUGGCUCUCAUCAUCAUCACAUUCCAGGAGCAAGGGGACAAGAUGAUGGAGGAGUGCAGCUUGGAAAAGAAUGAGAGAGCAUGCAUCGACUUUGCAAUCAGCGCCAAGCCUCUCACCCGCUACAUGCCACAGAACAGGCACACCUUCCAGUACCGUGUGUGGCACUUUGUGGUGUCCCCAUCCUUUGAGUAUACCAUCAUGGCAAUGAUCGCCUUGAACACUGUCGUGCUGAUGAUGAAGUACUACUCUGCCCCCUGCACCUAUGAGCUAGCCCUCAAGUACCUGAACAUCGCCUUCACCAUGGUGUUCUCCCUGGAGUGCAUUCUGAAGGUCAUUGCUUUUGGCUUCUUGAACUAUUUCCGUGACACCUGGAACAUCUUCGACUUCAUCACUGUCAUUGGCAGCAUCACUGAGAUCAUCCUGGCUGACAGCAAGCUGGUGAACACCACAGGCUUCAACAUGAGCUUCCUGAAGCUCUUCCGGGCUGCCCGCCUCAUCAAGCUGCUGCGCCAGGGCUACACCAUUCGCAUCCUGCUGUGGACCUUUGUGCAGUCCUUCAAGGCUCUGCCUUAUGUCUGCCUGCUGAUCGCCAUGCUUUUCUUCAUUUACGCCAUCAUCGGGAUGCAGGUCUUUGGAAACAUUAAGCUAGAUGAAGAGAGCCACAUCAACCGGCAUAACAACUUCCGCAGUUUUUUUGGGUCUCUCAUGCUGCUCUUCAGGAGUGCCACGGGCGAGGCCUGGCAGGAGAUCAUGCUGUCAUGCUUGGGCGAGAAGGGCUGUGAGCCUGACACUACAGCACCUGCUGGCCAGCAGGAGAGCGAGCGCUGUGGAACUGACCUUGCCUACGUCUACUUCGUCUCCUUCAUCUUCUUCUGCUCCUUUCUGAUGCUCAACCUGUUUGUGGCUGUCAUCAUGGACAACUUUGAGUACCUGACCCGGGACUCCUCCAUCCUGGGGCCACACCACUUGGACGAGUUUGUGCGCGUGUGGGCCGAGUAUGACCGGGCUGCAUGUGGCCGCAUCCAUUACACUGAAAUGUACGAGAUGCUGACCCUCAUGUCGCCACCACUAGGCCUCGGCAAGAGAUGCCCCUCCAAGGUGGCGUAUAAGAGGCUGGUGCUCAUGAACAUGCCCGUGGCUGAGGACAUGACAGUCCACUUCACAUCUACCCUCAUGGCUCUGAUCCGCACAGCACUAGACAUCAAAAUCGCCAAGGGGGGCGCAGACAGGCAGCAACUGGACUCGGAGCUGCAGAAGGAGAUCCUGGCCAUCUGGCCCCACCUGUCUCAAAAAAUGCUGGACCUGCUGGUGCCCAUGCCCAAAGCCUCAGACCUGACUGUGGGCAAGAUCUAUGCAGCAAUGAUGAUCAUGGACUACUACAAGCAGAGCAAGGUGAAGAAGCAGAGGCGGCAGCUGGAGGAGCAGAAAAAUGCACCCAUGUUCCAGCGCAUGGAGCCUUCCUCUCUACCCCAGGAGAUCAUCGCCAAUGCCAAGGCCCUGCCCUACCUCCCGCCAGGUCCCCCUGCAGGCCUGGGUGGCCGGAGUAGAUGUCCUGCGAUGAGUCCACUGUCCCCACAGGAGAUCUUCCAGUUGACAUGCAUGGACCCGCCAGAGGAUGAAGGGCAGUUCCAGGAACAGCGCUCUCUGGAGCCAGAGGUUAGUGAAUUAGAAAGCGUGCGGUCCGCUAACCAUGGCACCCAGCUUCCUCAGGACACCCGGGAGCAGGAGGCAUCUGGGAGGGCCUCCUCUAUGCCACGCCUGACUAUGGAGCCCCAGGUGGUCACGGACCCAGGCUCCAUGCGGCGCUCCUUCUCCACCAUCCGGGACAAGCGCUCCAGCUCCUCGUGGCUGGAGGAGUUCUCCAUGGAACGGAGCAGCGACAACACCUACAAGUCACGGCGCCGCAGCUACCACUCAUCCCUACGGCUGUCUGCCCACCGCCUCAACUCAGACUCAGGUCACAAGGCUGACACUCACCGCUCAGGAGGCAGAGAGCGGGGACGAUCCAAAGAGCGAGAGCACCUUCUCUCCGCUGAUGUGUCCCGCUGCAGCUCCGAGGAGCGGGGGACCCAGGCGGACUGGGAGUCCCCCGAGCGCCAUCAGUCUAGGUCUCCAAGUGAGGGCAGGUCCCAGAGCCCCACCCGACAGGGCACAGGCUCCCUGAGUGAGAGUUCCAUCCCCUCUGUCUCGGACAGCAGCACCCCGAGGCACAGCCGCCGGCAGCUGCCUCCUCUUCCCCCAAAGCCACGGCCCCUCCUUUCCUAUUGCUCACUCAAGCAGCAGCCUGGUGGCGACUUCUCCCUGCAGGCUGAUGGGAGCCAGGGGGGCACCCUGCUGGCUUCCCCAUCCCUGCAGAGCACCCCAGGGGGCUUGUCCGAGGUACCUACUACAUCAGGCCCACAGGCCUCACCCCAGCGCUACAUCUCGGAGCCCUACCUGGCGCUGCACGAAGACUCCCACGCCUCGGACUGUGGCGAGGAGGAGACGCUCACCUUCGAAGCCGCUGUGGCCACUAGCCUCGGCCGGUCCAACACCAUCGGCUCAGCCCCACCCCUGCGGCACAGAUGGCAGAUGCCCAACGGGCACUAUCGGCGGCGACGGCGUGGGGGGCCUGGGCCUGGCACUGUGUGUAGCACUGUGGGUGAUCUUCUUAGUGACACCGAGGAAGAUGACAAGUGCUAG
This is a messenger RNA of Ochotona curzoniae (black-lipped pika), 6983 nucleotides long. It is a transcript of the gene CACNA1E, whose product is annotated as calcium voltage-gated channel subunit alpha1 E. Gene Ontology annotation, cellular component: voltage-gated calcium channel complex; neuronal cell body; membrane. Gene Ontology annotation, biological process: chemical synaptic transmission; calcium ion import across plasma membrane. The record is from RefSeq and is a predicted model, not a curated record. NCBI's taxonomy places the organism in Eukaryota, Metazoa, Chordata, Mammalia, Lagomorpha, Ochotonidae. The coding region runs from base 96 to 6983 and encodes 2295 amino acids. Gene Ontology annotation, molecular function: high voltage-gated calcium channel activity; calcium ion binding. The transcript has 48 exons.